AUGAGCAUCUUCUCGCUGAUAACUGGACGACGGGGGCCGAGUGGGUUCGGAUCAGCCUCGACUGCCGAGGAUGUAACUCAGGACGUCGACGCGUCCCACCUCACAGUCAUCGUCACUGGUCUGAUCUCACUCUCUCUCUCUCUCUCUCUCUCUCUCUAGGCAUGACCUCGGGCACUCUCUUCUUGAUUUUCUGAUUUUUGAGAUGAAGAUCUUCAUCAGCCGCACGUGCUCCUCGCCAUGAUCACCUUCUUGAGGACCUGAUUCAACCUUAGAUCUGCUUGUUCUUGGCUCUCUACUGAUCUUGCUCGAUCGGUUAAAAAAAACCAACCCCAGAUCCACCCAACCGACCAGUAUCAGACCCACCCCCUCGUUGGAUCAGCUAGGGUUUGGCGGCACGCAUCUGUAUCCCCACGGCAAGAUGUCGUAACCUUAACCCUAAUCUCAACAGGUGGUGCAAGCGGGAUCGGCGAGGAGACAGCGAGGGUCCUUGCCCUCCGAGGGGCUCACGUCGUCAUCGCCGCGAGGAACACGGAGGCCGCGCAGGCGACCAAGUCCCGGAUCUUGGGAACCAGACCUUCGGCAAGAGUGGAGGUCCUCAAGCUGGAUCUCUGCUCCAUGCGAUCCAUCAGGGCGUUCGCAGAAGCCUUCCUCGCCAUGGGCCUCCCUCUCAACAUCCUAAUGUGUCCACUCCGCCGUCAAACUAACGGAGAUAUCUCUCGGCAUUUCUUGAGUUAUAAUCCUGAAUCUUCUGUUCUUUGCGGAUCUGCAGAAACAACGCCGGGGUGAUGUUCUGCCCCUUCCAGCUCUCCGAGGACGGAUUUGAGACCCAGUUCGCCACCAACCACCUUGGUUAGACCUGCGAGUGUUCCCUUUUUUCUAUGUCAUCUAAUGUACCCAUUAAUAGACCACUGUUCUUCAGCUAAUUUUCUAUAUAUAUCGUAUGCGUGAGUAUUGUAUUCAUGGUAGGGCAUUUCCUGCUGACAAACCUCCUUCUGGAGAAGAUGAAGGCCACAGCGAAAGAGACAGGGAUCGAGGGGAGGAUCGUUAAUCUGUCCUCCAUAGCUCACCUCAAUACGUACCCAGGAGGGAUACUCUUCGAGGAAAUCAACGAGAGAUCCAGGUAAGAGCCUACUGCAGAUCCAAAUCAGACGGGGGGCUGCGGAUUUUGAGAAGUCGUCGGGCUUUGACCUUCUGAUUGACGGUGGUCGGCCAGAUAUUCUGAUAAAAAGGCGUAUGGGCAGUCGAAGUUGGCGAAUAUCCUCCACGCCAGCGAGUUGUCUCGUCGCUUGCAGGUUCUUCUCUCCGUUUGUUCUAUUUCUCUGGAAUUUGGAAGGGUCGAUGGCUGAGGUGACCCCAAAGCCCGGGAGAGAGAUCUCGGCCCGGGCUGUCACCAGACCCCAGAGAGAUCCGGCCCGAAAGCCCGUUAUACCUUGCCAUCCGGCAGGUCCCCCGGGCUAGUCACAUUUCACGAGGGUUCACGGGGAUUAUCGUCGACUCCAUCUAGUAAUCAAUAGAAUUAACUCUUCAAAGUUGGGCAGGAGGAAGGUGCGAACAUCACGGUGAACUCGGUUCAUCCCGGGCUGAUCAUGACGAACCUGAUGAGGCAUUCGGUGGUUCUGAUGAGUACGUUCCACUGAUCCUACGUUAAGCUCUCUUCGAGGUGCAUCUCUCGUCGUCCUCGGACAACCAAAAACCUUAUUUUUUGUGAUUAAUUUACAGGAGCUAUUCAAGCAGUAACGUACCUGAUGUGGAAGAAUGUGCCGCAGGUAGCCCGCAACCCCGCAACCCUGCAACCUGCAUAUCGGUUCCGAUGCCCGCCAUUAGAUCUUAAUGACAUAAACCUAGAAUAAAACACCCAAGAUCCAUAAAAUCUGUGAUAUUUUGAGAUUAGGCUCCCCUUGAGCGUCUUUUCGCGGGCUUCUCUCUCUCUCUCUCUCUCUCUCUCUCUCUCUCUCUCUCUCUCAUAUGAAGAAGAUGAUCAUGGGGUAGACACGAUUCGUGAGAAGGGCCUGACCCAAAAUCCAUUUCCGAGGUUUUCUCUGGCAGGGCUAAAACUGAGCCUGGCCAGUCGACUUCAUGUAUUAAUAUACUUUUUCACCAUGAGAACUGCUUUAUUUUUCUUUCAAAUGUGUUGUUCUCUAGGAUUAGAUACGAAGAUUAGCUAUUAUUUUGCUUUUAUUUGCUACUCGAUCAAGUAACUAUACCUCAAAAUUCUGAAAAAAAAUGAUGACACCUACCAAUGCUAGCCGAAAAUUUCUACCUACAUGGGAACGGUGACGAAGGUAAUAAGCGUGCUGAAAUCAUGCAGGGAGCCGCCACCACCUGCUACGUCGCCCUCCACCCGGCUCUGAAGGGGGUGACCGGGAAGUACUUCCUCGACUGCAACGAGACAAAGCCGAGUGCACUCGCCAGAGACGAAACAAUGGCCAGGAAGCUGUGGGAGUUCAGCGAGAAGCUGGUCCAAUCUGCUCCAUGA
Messenger RNA from Spirodela intermedia, 2476 nucleotides. The record is from the annotation of a GenBank genome assembly. NCBI's taxonomy places the organism in Eukaryota, Viridiplantae, Streptophyta, Magnoliopsida, Alismatales, Araceae.